CUCGGUGAAGCUGGACCUCAGUGCGUCUGUGCGUGAUCGUGGGAGCCUCGCAUCAGCUCACUGCCCACUCCAUGCCCCCGCAGAGUCUCCCAAACUCUCGGUCGCAGGAGGAGAGAUGAUGUGGGGGAUGUAAGACACGGGGAUCAGCAGACAGCAGCUGGAUUCUCGGGCUAAAAUCAGCCGCUCUGAUGGAGUGAAGACAGCAGAUACACGGUUCACCAGAAUCUGAGCCGGGAUGUCCCGACAUUGCUGAGGCCGGAGGAGGAGAGGGGUGGGGGAUUCUGGGAUUCUAGAGGUGGAGAGCGAGACAUCAUGGGUGAUGGAGGGGCCUUGCACACGGAGGGCAAUGCCCUUCUGAAAGCAGUGUUCCAGGGCAAGCUCCGCCUCGCUCGCCUGCUCCUGGAAGGCGGAGCCUAUAUCAAUGAAGGGAACGAGCGAGGGGAGACGCCGGUCAUAGCGGCCUGUCUGGCAGGAUACGAUGAUCUACAGACCCGGCAGAGAAUGGUGAAGUACCUGCUUGAGAAGGGAGCAGACCCAAACAUCCCUGACAAAUCGGGUCGGACCGCCCUGAUGCAUGCGUGUGCAGAAAAGGCAGGCAAAGAGGUGGUGUCGCUGCUGUUGGAAAAUGGCGCCGAUCCCAGCUUGAAAGACUAUUCUGGGGCCUCUGCACUCGUACACGCCAUCAAUAAGGGCGACAGGGACACUCUUCAGGUCCUGCUGGAUGCCUGCAAAGCCAAAGGUAAAGAGGUCAUCAUCAUUACCACCGAUACAUCUCCCUCUGGCACUAAAAAGACCAAACAAUACCUGAACUCCCCACCAUCUCCAGGUAUAGUGGACAAGCUUUCCCCUGCUUGCAUGUCUCCAUCUGAGGUAGAGAUCCAUACCUCAGGCUCUGCCCCCGGUGAGGAGGAGGAAGGUAUCUUCAGCUUUGCCGUGACUUCAGCACUCCCUCUACCCUCGAACAGACCACAAGGGGAGAGGAGACCACCACCCCGUAAGCUUCUGAAAAGACUGAACUCUGAGCCAUGGGGUCUGGUGGCUCCUUCAGUACUUGCUGAGAGAGCGGAGCGGAUAGAGGGCGAUUUAGCCGAGGAGGACAAGUUGGUCUCGGAGAUGAAUGGGAUGACAGUUUCUGGUCCUGGCAGACCUCUCCUGUCCCGAAGGCACAGUAUAGAGACCCAUGACCCAUCUUCUCCAAAGCUGAUGGACCGGUCCUGUUCGGAAGACUGUGCAGCACUCUGUGGCUCUUCCUGGGCGGAUAAAGUACAUCAGCACCAGUCACUGUAUCGUCGAAACACGGCCCCUGAGACUCAGGACAGUGUGGCUCAGGCACCAACAGGGAUCCGGGGCUUACCACACCCCAAACUCACCCGCAUGGAACACUACGAGUCGGACACCCACCUGUGCCCUGCCUCCAUCCCGGGAUCUCCGGAUUCUGGACGUGUCUCAGUGGAGCGCCGCAAGUACAACGCCUCUCCCUUGUCACUGCUCACCAGCUCUUCUCGAGAGUCUUUGGAGAGCAUUCCCAACUCGGUGUCUCCUAUGACAAUGCGGCGGCGGCCAACAGGACUGUUGGAACGGCGGGGAUCAGGCACUCUCCUUUUGGACCACAUCUCCCACACAAGACCUGGGUUCCUUCCUCCUCUCAACGUCAACCCUCAGCGACCCAUUCCUGAUAUCCGUGCCAACGGAAAGCCCACUUCUCCCGUUCACUCAGGGAGCAAGAUCCUGCUGCCGGUCGCGCCAUCGUCACCAAAGCGUGGACCAGACUUCAAGAUGAAGAAGAAACUGAUGAGACGACACUCGAUGCAGACGGAGCAGAUGAAGCAGCUUUCGACCUUCCGGGAAAUCCUCACAGAAAAGGUGAUGGAGAUGAAUGGAGAUUGAGAGCUAGAGAGAAGGAGAAUGAGAGAGAGUCAGUGCUGGCCGAGAGUUUUCAUUACUGGGUUCAUCUACAUCAUCUUUGAGGCAAACAUGCUCUGGUCCAGUUCAGCUCCUUUAGAACUUAGUACAUACAUCAAAAAUAUGCAUUGUGGAGACAAAACCAUCUUCAAAUCCAGACAAUGAAAGUGAAAAUGAGUCACGGUUACUCAAGAUCAUAAAAAGGAUCAGUUAUUCCAAAUUUGGAGACCAUUCAAAUGUUAUUUGGGAUUAUUCCUUGAUCAUCAAGAAUGUUUGAAGAUGGACCCAUUGGUGUCAGUGGAAGUGCUGUUGGUGUUUGAAAUUGCUGCAACCUUCAGAUGAAACCUCACAGAUUUUGUAUUCUACAGGUUUCUCUAAGUAUUAGCGCUGUUAUGGCUAUCAGCCUUCUUAAUGUUGUGCACUGUCUGAAAACAAAUAUGCCCAAAUUGUACCUUUAGGGGCACAGCUAGUUGUUGAUGGGUCACUACCCUUAAAAGGACAAAUUUGUACUUUAUCUACCCCUAAAAGGUGCAUAUUUGUACCUUAGAAUAGUUCAUAGGUAUGUACC
Sinocyclocheilus rhinocerous is the source of this 2470-nucleotide messenger RNA. Its product is annotated as ankyrin repeat domain-containing protein 34A-like. The transcript has 2 exons. Gene Ontology annotation, molecular function: protein binding. The record is from RefSeq and is a predicted model, not a curated record. The coding region runs from base 313 to 1887 and encodes 524 amino acids. Lineage: Eukaryota; Metazoa; Chordata; Actinopteri; Cypriniformes; Cyprinidae.